This is a messenger RNA of Acipenser ruthenus (sterlet), 2463 nucleotides long. Its product is annotated as FRAS1-related extracellular matrix protein 1-like. Gene Ontology annotation, biological process: cell communication. The record is from RefSeq and is a predicted model, not a curated record. Lineage: Eukaryota; Metazoa; Chordata; Actinopteri; Acipenseriformes; Acipenseridae. The transcript has 14 exons. Gene Ontology annotation, cellular component: membrane. Bases 50 to 2284 code for a protein of 744 amino acids.
CAUUGCUGUUUUUGUUAAACCCCUCAAAAUCUCCAAAGGAGAGCAGGUGAUGUUGACCACUGAUACUUUGCUUUCCGUGGAUGGCACUGACAAGCCUGAAGAGCUGAUGUAUGUCAUUACCUCUCCGCCUUCCGGUGGCCACAUAGAGUAUGUCAGCUACCCUGGGGUGCCCAUCACCACUUUCAGCCAGAUGGAUAUCGCUGCACAGACUGUCUGCUUUGUUCAUGACAACAGAGCACAUUCACUGAAGGAGGUGUUGAGAUUUGUCGUCAGCAACGGCCUGUCCACUCAGAAUGGGACGAUGGAGAUUGCUGUGGAGACUGCUGACCGUGUCCUGCCUACGGUCUCCCGCAAUACGGGCCUGCUGGUGCUGGAGGGCUCGAUGAUGGUGAUUCCACCCGAGGCCCUGCAGCUCUCUGACCCGGACACCCCGGCACACAGCCUCACUUUCCAGCUGGCACAGCUCCCACGAUACGGGCAGCUCUCCCGGCGCGGUGCCCCGCUGCUUCAGCACAGCUUCACCCAGCUCGAUGUGAACAGCAGGGACCUGGCCUACAAACACACUGGAGGGGACUCCCAGAUAGACCGCUUCAGCUUUGUGGCUUCUGACGGGACCAACCACGGUUUCCUCAUUGACAGGGAAAAGCAGACAGAGCCAGUUUUCUUCACUAUCCAGGUAGAGCAACUAGACAAGUCUUCUCCUAGAAUCGUUCACCUCCAGUGCGUAUCAAAGGUGGAAUUGUUGAAGGACGGCCGUUACGGGAGCUACAUCUCCUCCAGAGACUUGAAAGCAACAGAUGCCAAUACCAAGGAUGAGGAGAUCAUCUUCCAGAUACUACGGCCUCCUGAUUUUGGUUACCUGGAAAACGCGACAACAGGAGACUUUGUUCGACAGAGGUUUACUCAGAAGGAUUUAAACAGAAGACAUAUUCUUUAUGUCAUCAAUCCAUCUCUGGAGGCCCUGUCUGACAGCCUGGAGUUUUUGGUCUCAGACCCAACAGGAAAUACUGGAAUUCCACAAAUGCUUGAACUGAAGUGGUCUCGAAUCGAUUUCUCCCAGUCUGAGUAUGUGGUGUGUGAAGAUGUAGGGACACUUUCAUUGCCAAUCACUAGAGAGGGCUAUGCGAUGGAGUCUUCUUUCAUUGGAAUCAAGGUCAAUGAGAUCUCUGCUUCUGUCAGGAAGGAUUUUACUCUCAGCCCCUCCAGUUUGAUCCAGUUUGAUCCUGGGGUUUCGACCAGGACUUGGAACAUAGGGAUUACAAGUGACAGACUGGAAGAAGCUGAGGAGGUGUUUGAGGUGGUUCUCAACUCCCCUGUUAACACUGUGCUAGGAAGCAAGACGAAAUUAGUGGUGAGAAUCACUGACUCAAGGAAAGGUCAGUGUAGUAACAGUAAAAACACUGGCCAGGUCCCAGCUGUCCCUCGACUAAGAGGUCAGCCGUCCCCAGUCACUGCUGAGUAUCCUCCCCCCAGCCAUGGUGUAAUCCAAGUGGAGAAAAUCUCACUUACCCCUGUAGAGGGCACUGGGUGGACAAGAGGCGAUGUAUCACAGGAAUACAACCCACCUCCACCAAAGAAAAGACUCAGGGUCAUUGGAAAUGGGAAAACGGUCCAUCCUUCAUAUGUUGAACGAAAUGGGACAGAUGUAGUGUUUACAUACCAUGGGAUCAUGUCGCUCAGAGUGGAGGAUGAUAGCUCUCCAUCUAACUCUGGCAAAAGAGCCAAGGUACUGGUUACCAGUAGAGGGCAGCAGAGGUAUCCUGUUGGUUCUCCUAGAUCCACUGAGCUCCUGCAUUCUGACAGAGCCACUGUCCACUCCACAAAACAGGAUGACUACAGCAGAUCCUUUCCUAAGCCCUGCACACCUGACCUGAAACGCCUUCUUCAUUUUGACCAAAGUGCCCAAAAACUGUUUCAUUGUGAUGGGAUUUCUUGGAAACCAUGGAAGCCAACCAGUGAUGACAUCAAUGCUAAAAAAUGUCCUCCUGGAUGGAUCUACCAUGGAACCCAUUGCUACUACAUCAGCACUGACCACAAAUCAACAUGGAAUUCAGCUGCAAGAGCUUGCAAGGAAAUACAUCGUGGCAAUCUGGUUAGUGUCCUCUCAAAACCUGAUAUGACGUGGCUGUGGGAUUUCAGCGGAAGGAAGCCAUUUUGGAUUGGCCUGAAUGACAGAGUGAAGGCAGGGAAAUGGAGUGGCUUGGUGGAGAGCCAGUGUCCUUCACAAACUGGAGGAAAGGACCCCCACGGGCAUCAAGGAAGGCUGGAAAGAACUGUGUGUUAGUGCAGAGAAGAGGGAAGUGGCAAGUGAAAGAUUGCAGAAAAGGAAAAAGUCAUAACUAUGUCUGCUAUGUGAAAACAUGAGGAAACCUGACCAUCUGUGAGACACAAAAAGAAGGACAUUAAGUAUACAAUACAGGUUUCUAGUAUAAAACGUGAAGGUUUGUUAAUAAAACAGGCACC